This is a messenger RNA of Brassica rapa (field mustard), 1552 nucleotides long. RefSeq names its product fasciclin-like arabinogalactan protein 2. Gene Ontology annotation, biological process: shoot system development; root development. The record is from RefSeq and is a predicted model, not a curated record. Gene Ontology annotation, cellular component: plasma membrane. NCBI's taxonomy places the organism in Eukaryota, Viridiplantae, Streptophyta, Magnoliopsida, Brassicales, Brassicaceae.
CACAAACUUAUGUGGGCAUGUGGCCCCUCUUACCUGCUUCUGCGCUGUAAAAUAUUCGAGACAGCUUUGAUUCUUAUUAUUAUUAAUCAUAUCUCUUAUAAUUAUAGCAUUUCUUUCUUCUUCAUUGCUACCGCACAAGUCCACUAAUCACCUAGCCGCCGACACUCCCAAAAUGGCUUAUCUCCGGCGAGCAGCCGCCGCAUUGAUUAUUAUUAUGUUCCAACUCUUGUCUCUCUCAAACGCCCACAACAUAACCAAAAUCUUGGCCAAAGACCCUGACUUCUCCACUUUCAACCACUACCUCUCGGCCACCCAUCUCGCCGACGAGAUCAACCGCCGUCAAACCAUCACCGUCUUGGCCGUUGACAACUCAGCAAUGAACUCAAUCCUCUCCAAAGGCUACUCACUCUACACAAUCCGCAACAUUCUCUCCCUCCACGUCCUCGUAGAUUACUUCGGAGCCAAAAAGCUCCACCAGAUCACAGACGGCUCCACCUCCACCGCGUCCAUGUUCCAGUCCACCGGAUCCGCCACGGGAACUUCCGGCUACGUCAACAUCACCGACAUCAAAGGCGGGAAAGUUGCUUUCGGUGUCCAAGACGACGACAGUCAACUCACGGCUCGCUACAUCAAAUCCAUCUUCGAGAAGGCUUACAACAUCUCCGUCCUUCACAUCAGCCAAGUCUUGACCUCCCCGGAAGCAGAGGCCCCCACCGCGAGCCCUAGCGAUCUCAUCCUCACCUCCAUUCUCGAAAAGCAAGGAUGCAAAGCUUUCUCCGACAUGUUGAAAUCCACCGGAGCCGACAAGACGUUUCAAGACACCGUCGACGGAGGCUUGACGGUGUUCUGUCCUUCCGACAGCGCCGUCGGGAAAUUCGCGCCGAAGUUCAAAGCCCUCUCCGCUGCGAACAAGACGGCGUUGGUGUUGUACCACGGCAUGCCCGUUUACCAGUCGUUGCAGAUGCUUAGAUCAGGUAACGGCGCCGUUAACACGUUGGCGACUGAGGGUAACAACAAGUUUGACUUCACGGUUCAGAACGACGGAGAGGAAGUGACGCUUGAGACGGACGUUGUGACGGCGAAGUUAACGGGGACGUUAAAGGACCAAGAGCCGUUGAUUAUUUACAAGAUUGAUAAAGUUUUGUUGCCGAGAGAGAUCUAUAAGGCCGUUAAGGCGUCUGCUCCAGCACCUAAAUCAAGUAAGCACAAGCCUAAGAAUGCUGAGGCUGAUGAAGACGCUGAUGGACCCAGUGCCGAUGCUCCGUCGGACGAUGACGGUGAGGUUGCUGAUGAUAAAAACGGCGCCGUUCCAGUUACACGAACCAGUAUUAUUGUGACGGCGAUUGUGGGGCUCUGUUUCGGAGUUUGGCUCAUGUGAUGUGUUGUUGUUGGGAAUCUUGUUUCUUGAUUUUCUUGUUUUUGAUCUUUAUUGAUUUUCUUGUCGGACAAUGAGUUCAAUCAUUAAAUUCAUAAUCACUUAUUUCAUAUUUCAUUAUAUACAUUCAACAUUUUUUGUUUUUGUUUUUUUUUUUAUCAAAUAACAUUUUUUUUU